GUCAACUAGCGCACUUCUCAACUGGAAAUAUCACAGCGAAAACAAAGCAGUCCAUAUUGAUUGUCUGAUUAAAGGAUACACAGUUUCAGCUACCGAGGAAGUCUUAAAAAUGAAGCCAUCCACCCUCAUGGUUCUCCUUAUCAGCUCAGCUGCUUGCAUCAAUUUGAAAUUCAUCUCGAAGAGAAACUCUGUGGAUGGCUGCAUUGACUGGUCGGUGGAUCUGAAGACUUACACAACACUGGCAGGCGAGCCAGUGAGAGUGAAGUGUGCCCUCUUCUACAGUUACAUCAGAACCAAUUACACUAUGGCCCAGAAUGCCAAGCUACGCCUCAUCUGGUACAAGAACAAGGGCGACUCUGAGGAGCCUAUCAUCUUCUCAGGACACAGGCUGAGCAAGGAGGAUGACUCCAUCUGGUUCCGCACAGCCGAGCUGGAAGACAACGGGUUUUACACCUGCGUCCUGAGAAACUCCACAUACUGUAUGAAGGUGUCCAUGUCCCUGAUGGUGGAGGAGAGAGACUCCGGUCUCUGCUACAGCAGCAAGAUCCGCUACCUAGAGAAGGCUGAGAUCACAAAGAGCAAAACCAUCACCUGCCCAGACAUCGAAGAUUACCUGGCCCCAUACAGACAACCCAGUCUUUCCUGGUACAAGGAGUGUGAAAAGAAAACAUGGAGGAGUUUGAUAGUGGUGAACAGAACAAAUAUCUGGAUCCCUGAGAUUGAGGAAGAGGACGGUGGAAAUUACACAUGUGAGCUCAAAUACGGAAGCAGACUGGUGCGGCGGACCACAGAGUUGAAAGUCACAGCUCUGCUCACCACGAGACCUCCGAAGGUGCUGUUUCCCACAGAGAAGCAUCCCAGUGUUAUAGAUGCCCAACUGGGCAUGCCACUCAGUAUCGACUGCAAAGCCUUUUUCGGCUACAGCGGUGAAUCUAGACCCAUUAUCUACUGGAUGAAAGGGGAGAAGUUUGUGGAGGAGCUGGAAGGUCACAUAAAAGAAAGUGAAGUCAGGGUCCUCAGGGAGUUCCUGGGCGAGAAGGAGGUGGAGCUCUCUCUUACCUUCGAUGCCGUGGAAGAAGAGGACAUGGGAAGCUACGUCUGCUAUGUGGAGAACCACAUCGGAAGGAAGCACGGCACUGCCAUCCUACAGAAAAGAGAUAUGCGUAGGUUAGAGCUUGCCAGUGGUCUUGGGGUGGUCCUACUGCUACUCGGCCUCCUCAUUGCAGUCUACAAGUGCAAUAAGGUGGAAAUCAUGCUGUGCUACCGCAAAAACUUUGGGAGAAGUGAGGCGGAGAAUGACAACAAAGAAUACGACGCAUCUAUGUGCUACACCAAGGUGGACCUCGGCCUGUUUGAGCACGAUUCAACCGAGGAGGAACAGUUUGCCCUUGAGGUCCUCCCAGAUGUCCUGGAGAAGCACUAUGGGUACAAACUCUUCAUCCCUGACCGUGACCUCAUCCCGAGCGGCGUGUAUGUGGAGGACCUGGUGCGCAGCGUGGAGCAAAGCCGGAGGAUCAUCAUCGUCCUGACGCCCAGCUUUGUGGCCAGGCGCGGCUGGACCAUCUUCCAGCUGGAGCCUCAUCUCCACAGCAUGCUGGUGACCGGCGAGAUCAAGGUCAUCAUGAUCGAAUGUAGCGACCUCCAGAGGGUCAUAAACUACCAGGAGGUGGAGGCCUUAAAGCACACCAUCAAACUGCUCUCCAUAGUCAAAUGGAGGGGCCCCAAGGACAACGAGCUCACGUCCAAGUUCUGGAAGCGGGUCCUGUGCGAAAUGCCCGUCAGGAAGAAGGAGAGCCACUCGAGCCGGCAGAUGCUAGACUCCGGCGAGCAGGGCCUCUUCGCCGACCUGCACAGCAUCUCCACCAUCGCCAUGACCUCUGCCUCCGCCUCCCUGGUACCGGCUCAUACCAAGAACCCCAGGUUCGACCACGUGAACCACACGCAGAAGACACACUACUGCCGCACCUACGAUUUCGAUAAUGGUCCCACCCCGGUCCGGGUGGCUACACUGGGGCAUCGGCCCGUGUACUGCAACAUCCCCAUGACUCUGCUGAAUGGACAGUCCGGCCAGCAUAACUCCACUGUCAAAAGCAGGUCGGAGAUCCUCUUCAACAGGAAGUUCAUGCCCCUAACCCCGGAGGGACUCACAAGUGAUAUCUGGUAACUGGCCAGCUCUUCUUUUUUUCUUUUCUCAUCUGCAU
This is a messenger RNA of Conger conger (European conger), 2201 nucleotides long. RefSeq names its product X-linked interleukin-1 receptor accessory protein-like 2. Gene Ontology annotation, biological process: signal transduction. The coding region runs from base 110 to 2164 and encodes 684 amino acids. Lineage: Eukaryota; Metazoa; Chordata; Actinopteri; Anguilliformes; Congridae. The transcript has 11 exons. The record is from RefSeq and is a predicted model, not a curated record.